AUGCGGCCUCGGGUGCCAUGGAUCUGCAUCCUGACCUGCCUACAAGCCCGUGAGCCACAGGAUGCCCUCUGCAGAGCCGACGGCACAGGGGGAUGCGCCCAACAUGCUGGAAGCAAGCUUUCGUGGCGGGCCCGGCCGUAUGGAACCAAGGGUGAAGGCCAGUGGCAGAUCUACGGAGGAAGCUACAUCCGUCUUAUCUUCGAUCAGGUCGACUUCGAGGGCCCGGUGGAAGAUGACGAGUGGCAUUUGCUCUGGACGCACUUCCCUAUGGACAAUUACCUGCGCAACUUGAGUGGCGGUCCACGUUUGGUUCAUGGCUGCCAGUACUUCACCGCAGCAGGUCAGAAGUGCACUUUGGCAAACCAUCUGCUGCGCGUGCAGGCUGCGCUGAAGCAGGACGCAGGGGAGGACCAUGACCAUUUACAGACGUACAUCCUCAGGAAUCAAACACAGGUGACGGAGUUUCGCCGGAGACUCUCGCAAGAGCCAGACAAACUUUGGUUGAUCAAGAGCUGCUCGGCCGGAAGAUCCAAUGGCAUUGUGCUUCUCAACGGGCGGCCAGAACACUCGGACACCUUGCACAAGGUGAUGUUUACCUGGGCCGUGGCCCAGAAAUACAUGGAGAAUCCUUACCUUGGCUUUGGCGGGAGCAAGUUCCACAUGCGCCUCUAUGUGCUGGUAACAACCUGGCAUUCUCCAGCAAUCUUCCUCUUCGACGAGGGCUUCAUUUUCCGAAGCCGACAUAAGUACGAUCCCUCAUCUCCCUCUGUAGAACGAGAUGUUUUUUCAGCCGUGUCCGAUGAAGUUGAGAACCUCGCCUUGUCCUCCCUUUGGUCGCAUCUUGGCGAACAGGCGAGUGAAGUAAGGCUCCGCCUCCGACGCGUUCUGGCGGAGACCCUGGGGGUCUCAUUGAAGGAAUCCUUCGGCCCAGCCGAGAGAUUGGAUGAAAGGCCCUAUGCUUGCUUCGACAUCUUUGGUGUUGACGUCAUGCUGGACGAGCAUCUCCAACCGUUUGUUCUCGAGGUCAAUACCGGACCGAAUCUAUGGCUAGAUGAGCAGACCGCCGCAAAACAAGCCGUCAUCAAGGGGGCGUUUGUUCACCAGGUGUUGCUGUGGGCCCAUGAGUGGCUCCAGAGACGCAGGUCUGACCAACCUACCGACCAGGCACACAAGAUGCUUCUAAACUUUACAAAGCUCCUGUAG
Symbiodinium natans is the source of this 1203-nucleotide messenger RNA. The record is from the annotation of a GenBank genome assembly. NCBI's taxonomy places the organism in Eukaryota, Dinophyceae, Suessiales, Symbiodiniaceae.